This is a messenger RNA of Oncorhynchus keta (chum salmon), 4075 nucleotides long. Its product is annotated as B-cell receptor CD22-like. The transcript has 13 exons. The record is from RefSeq and is a predicted model, not a curated record. The coding region runs from base 949 to 2979 and encodes 676 amino acids. NCBI's taxonomy places the organism in Eukaryota, Metazoa, Chordata, Actinopteri, Salmoniformes, Salmonidae.
CCAGCUCUGCAGGUGAAGGUGACUUAUUCAAGUUGGAAAAAAUCGGUGACAAUUACCUGUAUCACCACCUGUACUCUGACUGACAACCCCACCUACAUCUGGUAUAAGAACGGACAACAUCUAGAUGAGAGAAUCUCCCCCCAGUACAAAUACUCAGUCUCCAGUAACUAUGAAGACAGCUACUCCUGUGCUGUAAAAGGCCAUGAGGAUCUCCGCGCUCCUGCAGUUUGUGUUCAGGGUCAGAGCUGCAGCAGAGUGACUUACACCAAGAGGAGAAUCUGUCUCUUGAAGGGGUCAACAGUGGACAUAUCCUGUACUGUUGGUUAUUAUUACACCACAUCAUCAUUCUGGUUUAGAAGUGAUAAGUCGACCCCUGAAGACAUAACCACAGACCCAGGGUAUGCAGCUCGUGUGGAAUACACUGGAACAUACAGAGGUCCCUUCACCCUGAGAAUCACAGAUCUGAGAGAGGAGGACUCAGCUGAGUAUCGCUUCACUUUUAAAACAAACAACUUUGACUGGGGUCAUAGUUUCCCAGGAACAACUCUGUCUGUCACAGGUCUGCAGGUGAAGGUGACUCCUGCUGCAGAGGGACAGAAGACACUGACCUGUAUCACCACCUGUACUCUGACUGACACCCCCACCUACAUCUGGUACAAGAACGGACAACAUCUAGAUGAGAGCACCUCCCCCCAGUACAAAUACUCAGUCUCCAGUAACUAUGAAGACAGCUACUCCUGUGCUGUAAAAGGCCAUGAGGAUCUCCACUCUCCUGCAGUGUGUGUCCAGGGUCAGGACUGCAACAGAGUGACUUACACCAAGAGGACAAUCUGUGUGUUGAAGGGGUCAACAGUGAACAUAUCCUGUACUUAUGGCAGUGGUUAUGAUACUGUCACAUCAUCACUCUGGUUUAGUCCUAAACAGAGAUCUAGGUGGAGGGAUAAGUUGAUGCCUGAGGACCUAACCACAGACCCAGGGUACGCAGGUCGUGUGGAGUAUGUUGGAGAGAAGGAGAGAGGUCGCUCCACCCUGAGAAUCACAGAUCUGAGAAUCACAGAUCUGAGAGAGGAGGACUCUGCUGAGUACAAGUUCAUAUUCAACACACAGACAUCAGGAUGGGGACACAGUUUCCCUGGAACAACUCUGACUGUCACAGACCUGCAGGUGAAGGUGACUCCUGCCACAGAAGCAGGGAAGAGGACACUGACCUGUAUCACCACCUGUACUCUGACUGACAACCCCACCUACAUCUGGUACAAGAACGAUACCAUAGUAAAGGAGGACACUUCCAGCCUGAACUCGGACUCCUUUAGUGAUGUAGACAGUUACUCCUGUGCUGUAAAAGGCCAUGAGGAUCUCCUCUCUCCUGCAGUGUGUCAGAAGUGUUGGAGUGUGACUUACACCCAUCAGAGUAUCUGUGCCUUGAAGGGGUCAACAGUGGACAUAUCCUGCUCUUACACAUAUCCCAGUAAUCAUGAGAUCAAACAAGCUUUCUGGUUUACUAAAUGGUCUGGUAUGGAGGCUGAAGAUCUGAGCUCAGUGCCAGGGUAUGAGGGUCAUAUAGAGUACCUUGGGGAUAAGAAGAGUGACUGUACACUGAGGAUCACAGACCUGAGAUUGAGAGACUCUGCUGGGUUCAGGUUCAGAUUCAUAACAUCUGGAGGAAUGUUUUCUGGCUCACCUGUCUCCCUGACUGUCACAGAUGUUGUGUUGGAGAUGGAUCCUACAUCUGUGUCAGAGGGAGAGAGAGUCACACUGAGAUGUAGAACCAACUGUACACUGGACCCCAUCACAGCCUACAGUUGGUAUAAGAAUGGACAGCCUAUAGCAAACAGCAACACCUCCUCUCCUGUCUACAUCCUUUUCUCAGUCAGCAGUGAGGAUACAGGCAGAUACUCCUGUUCUGUAGAAGGACAUGAGGAUCUCCCCACUGCUGAAGAGACUCUCACUGUCAGAUAUGGUCCAUGGAACACCUCAGUGUCAGUCAGUCCCUCUGGUGAAAUAGUGGAGGGCAGUUCAGUGACUCUGACCUGCAGCAGUGAUGCCAACCCACCUGUGGACAAAUACACCUGGUACAAGAAGAACGUAACCUCCCCAAAAGCAUCAGGACAGAGGUACAGCAUCACUAACAUCAUCUCUGAGGACAGAGGAGAAUAUUACUGUGAGGCUGAGAAUAAAUAUGGACGUCUUAACUCUUCUUCUGUGUCUGUGGACGUUCAGUACGGCCCAAAGAACACCUCAGUGUCAGUCAGUCCCUCUGGUGAAAUAGUGGAGGGCAGUUCAGUGACUCUGACCUGCAGCAGUGAUGCCAACCCACUUGUGGACAAAUACACCUGGUACUUUCAAAAUGAGACUUUUCUAAAUGGAUGUGGACAGAUGUACAACAUCAGUAACUUCAAGUCUAAGGACAGUGGACAUUACCACUGUGAGGCCUGGAAUAGAAGAGGAUCUAGGAACUCUACAGCUCUGAUGAUCAUUAUACCAGGGAAACAGACCUCAGUUCUGACUGCAGCUGUAGGAAUCAUAGUGGUUGUUCUGGUUCUCAUCCUCUGUCUCUCUGGACUCAUGUGGUUCAGGAAGAAGGCCUCCAAAUCCACCUCUGACACAAGAGACACAUCAGAGAAUGUAGAGAGAGACUCUAGUCCAGUGUAUGAAAACGUCUCAAGCCUGUCCACAGCCCCUACUGCAGCACAGACAGAGUCCACAUACGACCAGGAUGAUGUCCACUACGCCAGCGUCCACUUCUCUCGCUCCAAAAACCAGGAAGUGCCUCUGUACUCCACCGUCCAGCUGCCUCAGCCCCAGAAAGAGGAUGAGGAUGUCCAGUACGAUGCUGUGAAAUUCAACCUCCCCAGUGCUGCCACCCUACCCACGGCAGCACAAGCAGCUGAGGAGGACUCUUCUGUUCUCUACAGUACAGUCAACAAACCUGAACCAAGAAGACCUGAACAUUACAAACCCAGAUCCAAGAAGAACUGAACACAAUAAACCCAGAACCAAUACGACCUGAACACAACAAACCCAGAACUAAGAACACCUGAACACAACAAACCCAGAACCAAGAAGAACUGAACACAACAAACCCAGAACUUCUAAUUAUGUGUGAAUACAUUGUACAUGCCGGUGGCCCCAUUGGGAAUGGAAGCCGUGCACCAUGCUCUACCAACUGAGACACAGGACUACUGUAUUCACACUUAGUUGGAGUGCUGAUCUAUGGUCAGUUUUAUAAACAAUGCUGUACUUGUCCUCUUGCUCAGUUGUGCACCGGGGCCUCCCACUCCUCUUUCUAUUCUGGUUAGAGCCAGUUUGCUCUGUUCUGUGAAGGGAGUAGUACACAGCAUUGUACGAGAUCUUCAGUUUCUUGGCAAUUUCUCUCAUGGAAUAGCCUUCAUUUCUCAGAACAAGAAUAGACUGACGAGUUUCAAAAGAAAGUUAUUUGUUUCUUGCCAUUUUGAGCCUGUAAUCGAACCCACAAAUACUGAUACUCCAGAUACUCAACGAGUCUAAGGCCAGUUGUAUUGCUUCUUUAAUCGGGACAACAGUUUUUAGCUGUGCUAACAUAAUUGCAAAAGGGUUUUCUAAUGAUCAAUUAGCCUUUUAAAAUUAUACACUUGGAUCAGCUAACACAAUGUGCCAUUGGAACACAGGAGUGAUGGUUGCUGAUAAUGGGCCUCUGUAGAUAUUCCAUAAAAAAUAUGCCGUUUCCAGCAACAAUAGUCAUUUACAACAUUAAUUAUGUCUACACUGUAUUUCUGAUUAAUUUGAUGUUAUUUUAAUGGACAAAAAAUGUGCUUUUCUUUUAAAAACAAAGACAUUUCUAAGUGAAAUUUUCAUUAAAAAAUAUAUACACUUAAUCAAAUUUAUGAGAUUAUAUAUGAACAUUAAAUCUUUUUUUCUAUUUUGUUCCUAUUCUAUUACAUUAUACAGUCCUGUACUAUUCUAUUACAUUAUACAGUCCUGUACUAUUCUAUUACAUUAUACAGUCCUGUACUAUUCUAUUACAUUAUACAGUCCUGUACUAUUCUGUUACAUUAUACAGUCCUGUACUAUUCUAUUACAGUAUACCUGUACUAUU